Molecule: messenger RNA, 4618 nt
Organism: Styela clava
Lineage: Eukaryota; Metazoa; Chordata; Ascidiacea; Stolidobranchia; Styelidae
Source: RefSeq, a predicted model, not a curated record
GGUACGUGCGGUCAGACGUUAGUAGGUAAAGUUGCAUUCAGCAUUUGAAUCUUUGGUUUUCAGUGUUCAGGUAUUGGCAAAUGAUAAUUUAUUGGUUAUUAUUCUGAUGAUGUCUGGAACGUUAUUAUUUCCUGAAAAUUCUGAAAAUUAUUUCUGCACCAAGAUACUUGCUGCAGUUGAAUUCAGCAAAAGCAAAGUGAAUAUUAAAGUUGAAUCAUCUGAAUCUAAAGGAAAACCAGUUCCAAGGUAUGAGUCAGGAAGCAUUGUCUUCACAGAAAACAAUGCUAUUUGUCGAUCUGUUUCAUCAAAAAGUUUGUGGGGAGACAAUGAGUUUGAAAAAUCCGCAGUUUAUCAAUGGAUUGAAUUUGCAGAUGUAGAACUUUAUAUUCCUGGAAGCGUCUGGACAUUUCCUAUUCUUGGCAUCAAAUCUUAUAAUAAACAGGAUUUCGCGAAAGCAAAAAGUGACCUAGAAAAUGCGCUGAAGUGUUUGAAUUCACAUCUGGAAACUCGGACAUAUCUUGCUGGUGACAGAGUAACUCAAGCUGAUAUUGCUUGUGCAGCUGCAUUGUAUCUACCUUCACAAUUGGUAUUGGACAAGAAAACAUAUGAACCAUAUCCGAAUAUGACCAGAUGGUUUACAACUGUGAUAAACCAACCACAAUUUCGUAAAGUCCUCAAAGAAGAUAAUGAAAUUCAAAUGUGUGAAAAAGCAGAAGUUUUUGAUGGCAAAAAAUAUGCAGAAAUGCAGAAACAAAUUAAGGCAUUGAAAGAUAAACCUAAAAAAGCAAAUUCAAAAGAUUCUAAAAACCAGGGUGAUGAGAACUCUGGUGCUGGAGACAAACCUAAAUCAGCAGCUCAAUUAAAAAAGGAAGCGAAAAAGAGAGAGAAAAUGGAGAAAUUUAAUGCAAAGAAGAGUAAAAUGGAAGAACAGAAGAAAGCUCAGCAGCAAAAGAAACCUUCUGAAAAGCCAGAGAAGAAAAAAGCUGCCGCCAUCAUCAAGUAUGAAAAAGACACAGAAGUUGGAGAAAAGAAGGACAUUUCAGGAGACAUGCCAGACAGUUAUAGUCCGAAGUAUGUUGAAGCAGCAUGGUAUGGUUGGUGGAGAAAGAAUGGAUUUUUCAAACCGGAAUAUGGGCGUAAAUCUGUGUAUGAAGCUAAUCCGAAGGGAAUGUUUAUGAUGUGUCUUCCUCCACCCAAUGUAACAGGGAAAUUACAUCUUGGUCAUGCUCUCACCAAUACUGUUGAAGAUGUUUUAACAAGAUGGCACAGGAUGAGAGGUGAAACAACACUUUGGAAUCCUGGUUGUGAUCAUGCUGGUAUUGCUACUCAGGUUGUUGUAGAACGAAAAUUGAAAAGGGAGAGAGAUAUAUCUCGUCAUGAUAUCGGAAGAGAAGCUUUUUUGAAAGAAGUUUGGAAAUGGAAAGAGGAAAAAGGAAAUAGUAUUUAUGAGCAACUGCGCAGUCUUGGAUCAUCAUUGGAUUGGGAUCGGGAAUUUUUCACAAUGGAUGACAAACUAUCGAGAGCUGUAAAAGAAGUUUUUGUGCGAUUGCACGAUGAAGGAGUUAUUUUCCGAAGCAACAGGCUUAUCAACUGGUCAUGUGCUUUGAAAUCUGCUAUAUCUGAUAUUGAGGUUGACAAAAGAGAUUUACCAGGAAGGACACUUCUCAAUGUACCGGGUUAUGACAAGAAAAUAGAAUUCGGUGUUCUUGUUUCAUUUGCAUAUCCAGUAAUAAAUGGAAAACCAGGUGAAGAGAUCAUUGUCGCAACAACAAGAUUGGAAACCAUGCUCGGUGAUACAGCAGUUGCAGUUCAUCCGGAAGAUGAGAGAUAUAAGCAUUUGCACGGGAAGUUUGUACAACAUCCAUUCUGUGAUCGAAAAAUCCCUGUUAUCUGCGAUGAAAUGGUCGACAGAGAAUUUGGGACUGGUGCAGUAAAGAUAACUCCUGCUCAUGAUCCAAAUGAUUAUGAUUGUGGAAAGAGGCACGAUUUACCUUUUAUAACUAUGCUGAGUGAUACUGGUGACAUUGCUAACACAAAUACAAGGUUUGAUGGAAUGAAGAGAUUCAUUGCAAGAAGCGAAGUUGAAAAAGAUCUCAAAGAAAAGAAUCUUUAUCAUGGAACGAAGGAUAAUCCUAUGGUUGUCCCAAUUUGCAGUCGAUCCAAAGAUAUUGUUGAGCCAAUGAUCAAAGCUCAAUGGUUUGUUAAUUGCAAUGACAUGGCACGAAGAUCUGUUGAAGCAGUAAAAUCAGGAGAGUUAAAACUUGUUCCAGAUAUUCACAAUAAAACAUGGUUUAUGUGGCUUGAAAAUAUCAGAGAUUGGUGUAUAUCCAGACAGUUAUGGUGGGGACAUAGAAUUCCUGCAUAUUUUGCAACUGUUGAUGAUCCAUCUGUUCCACCUGGUCAAAGGACAGAUGGAAAAUAUUGGUUUUCCGGUCGAGAUGGGAAGGAAGCUCUUGCUAAGGCAGUAAAGGCGUUCAAAGUCGAUGAAUCAAAAAUAUCGUUAGAACAAGAUCACGAUGUAUUAGAUACCUGGUUUUCAUCAGGAUUGCUUCCCUUUUCCAUUUUUGGUUGGCCAGAUGAGACUCCUGAUUUGAAAUAUUUCUUCCCUGGAACACUUCUUGAAACUGGUCAUGACAUUCUGUUUUUCUGGGUUGCAAGGAUGGUCAUGUUCUCCUUACAUUUGACAGAUAAACUUCCUUUUAAAGAAGUUUAUUUACAUGCGAUGGUACGAGAUGCCCAUGGAAGAAAAAUGAGUAAAAGUUUGGGAAAUGUCAUCGAUCCUAGUGAUGUUAUAAACGGAAUCACAUUGGAGGAGCUUCAUCAAGCUCUUCGUAAUAGUAACCUUGAACCGAGAGAAGUUGAAACUGCAAAAGCAGGUCAGAAAGCUGAUUAUCCAGACGGAAUUCCAGAAUGUGGAAGCGAUGCUUUACGAUUUGCACUCUGUGCCUACACUUGCCAAGGCAGAGAUAUCAAUCUUGACGUUAAUCGCAUUCUUGGAUAUCGACAUUUCUGCAAUAAAUUAUGGAAUGCUGUCAAAUUCUCACUACGGUCACUCGGUGACAAUUUUGUACCAAAAGCAAACUUUCAACCUGAUGGCACAGAAAGUAUCGUCGAUAAGUGGAUUCUCAAUAAACUUGCAAGAGCUGUUGCAACUUGUAAUGAAGGCUUCGGAACCUAUCAAUUUCCAAGCAUAACCACUGCAAUAUACAACUUUUGGCUGUAUGAACUAUGCGAUGUGUAUUUGGAGUGUUUGAAACCUGUAUUUUCUGGGGCUGAUGCAUCAGCGAUUGAAACAUCACGAAAUGUACUUUAUACUUGUCUGGAAGUUGCGCUACGUCUCACUUCACCUCUCAUGCCUUUUAUCACAGAAGAGCUCUGGCAGAGGUUGCCACAAAGAAAAGAGAAUGAACGAAGUUGUCCAAGCGUAAUGGUGUCUGAAUAUCCAGGAGCAAAUAAGUAUUCAUGGGCAGAUGAUGCGAUCGAUUCAGAGAUGGAUUUAAUUUCUUCUAUCAUUAAAACAACGAGAUCGUUACGUGCUGAUUAUAACUUGACCAAAACAAAAGCUGAAGUGUUUAUCCAUUGUACGGAUGAAUCCUUGGCAACGACAAUAGCGAAGUAUACAGAAGCUGUUAAAACUCUCUCAUAUUCAUCUAAUAUCAAGAUUUUGACAAAGGAUGAGAAAGCGCCAUCGGGAUGUGCAGUUGGGAUUGUCAACGAUAAAUGUGAUGUUAAUUUAAUGUUGAAGGGACUAAUUGAUCUUGACAAAGAAAUUAUGAAACUUCAAAAGAAACAAGCAGAAAAUGGGAAGAAGAUUCAAGAUAUGGAAAAGAAAAUGGCCAAGGAAGAAUACAGCUCAAAAGUUCCGAAGAAAGUUCAAGAAGCUGAUUCCGAGAAGGUUCAACAACUCAAAACUGAAUUGAAAAAAAUGCAAGAAGCAGAAAAGAGUUUUGUGUCAAUGAUGAGCUGAUGUGGAGACAAUAAACAACGUUCCUAUCAUGUUUUAUUUUGGAAUUAAAUUGGUAGCCCGAGUCUUUUUAUAGAGAAAAUCUAAAAUUUGUUGAAUAGGAAUAUUUAUGUUGUAGUGUUUUGAAUAUCUUUCUUGGUGUAUACUGAAUGUCCUGCAAAGGUUUCUCCAUUCUUGGUAGUGUUUGCCCUUAGAAUGUGUGACAGUGUGUAGGAUCAUUUUUUGCCAACUUUUUUAAAUCAACAGGCUAUAUAACUGUUUUUUGAUAAGUGAUGUACACGCGUCUCCUUUCUGUUUAGUGUUCAUUUCAAGACCACGUAGCAACUCGUUGAAAUUAUAUUUAGAGGUGAUUUAACAUGCUUUGCUUAUUUUAAGUGUUCUUGAACACAUACGCUUCUUUUGGAUCAUAAUUUGUUUGACAACCUCACUGUUAUCCAAUCUUGAGUUAUUUACAGUUCAGGAUUUACGAAGUGUAAUAAAAUUGGUGAACACAUAUUUGAGUUUGUAAUCAUCUCAAUUUCAUUGACCUAUACUACGUUAUGGAGAUAUUUUUUAACAUGACCCACAGUUAAUUUAUACAGGUGUAUCCAUCAAUUAGAUUGAUAAUUUUUAAUUCAAUUUGCCGUUGGGAAAUAAUUAUUGAAGUCGACAUAA